CAGAGCUGCAUGGGCGUCCCAUUACACUUAAUAUCUCGUUCACCCUUUUUGAUAUUUAAACGGACCAAAAACAAUGAAGGGAGAAAAUUCGGACUACCUGGCGAAUACCAAAACAUGGCCGUCAUUCUGUAUUGUCUUCAGUGUGACUGUGUUGUACGUUUUCUCCGUGUUGGCUGGCGUGGUUCUAUUCCUACAAUACAAAGACAUUAAGGAUUUAGAGUUUAGAGUUUUAAGUCUUGAAAAAGAACGUGUUCUAUUCCCUGGCAAAGAGUUCGUUCAGAAGACGGAGAGGGCGGGUAGGAGCAGACGACAGCUGAGUCCGAGCCAAUACACGACUUUGCUCCAGGAGAUCACACAAAAACAGUUAGAUGUGCUGACAGCAAGAUGUGGCAACGCUUCUAAGAUCUGUGUACCAGGUCAAAAGGGCGAACCUGGACAGCGAGGCGACACAGGUCUAAAAGGAGAUCCAGGUUUGAAUGGCGUUCCAGGUCAAAAGGGAGAACCUGGUAUUAGCACUUCCGGUUCAAAUGGACUUCCGGGUCCCAAAGGGGAACCUGGAUUGAUGGGCCUCAUGGGCGCCCCAGGGCCAAGGGGAGAAAAGGGUGAAAAAGGUGACAUUGGGCCACAGGGACCUCCUGGGGUCAAAGGUGACGCCCCGACACGGAAGCAGUUAGAUAUGUGUUGCAACACUUUAGCCGCUCCAACAAUACAGGGCUCUGGCAACGACAUCCUGACGGUAGAGCACGGCCGUGACAUUACACUCCCCUGUAGAACAUCCGGGUCUCCCCAGGCCGAUAAGUCGUGGAGCCCAGGGGUGGAUCCAACACAGCACGGGCGGUACGUGCAGACCACGGAGGGGCUGGAGAUCACUAACGCCCAGUACCUGGACAGUAGGAUGUUUACCUGUACGGCCAGCAAUAUAUUCGGCAGCCGCGAGAAACACGUGUACCUGGUUGUGAUAGACCCUAUACAGGUCAACUUGACCCCGUCAUCCCUUGACGUCACUUCCUCCUCGACGCCUUCACUCGACUUCCUGUGUACUUAUAAGGGCAUCCCUCCGCCGCGAGUUCAAUGGUUUCACGUCGGGCCCGACGGGACCAAGCAGAAUGUGACGUCACAGGCCCAAACGGGCGGUGGGCGGAGCACCCUACACGUCAGUAACCCGGAUGCUCUGAGUUCGGGACAGUAUAUGUGCAACGUGCUGAAUAACUACGAGAGCCAGAGUCAGACCGCCUCCGUUACUGUUCAUUCUAAACCAGCCAUAAUGAAGGGACCCGGAUCAAAAACGGUCAACAUUGGAGACACGGUCAUUCUACGCUGUGACGUAGCAGGUGAUCCCAAGCCAACUGUCACGUGGACUUUCCCAAAAACAGGUACAGCUGUACCUAAGGACGUACAGCUUAACGCCGACGGAUCCAUUACUAUAGUCCAUGUAGAUCAGUUCAGUGAGGGGGAUUACCAAUGUACCGCCACCAACUCUUUUGGGUCCGCCACCACUUCCGGUCAUCUUAACGUCAUCGUGCCGUUGGUUGUCCAAACACAUACUGAGGAACUUCCGGUUACUUCGGAAACAUUUGUCGAACUACAAUGUACCGGAAGCGGAAAUCCUUCACCGACAUUAACCUGGCAGAAGGUGGAUUCGUCGCCCCUGAACUCUGACCCCAGUAAAUACAUCAUGCUGCCCAAUGGCAACCUGAUUAUUACUGGGUUCAAUUCUGAGACGGACACAGGGUACUAUGUUUGCAAUGGCACGAAUACACAGGGAACCGCCGGGGAUUACACGCUAGUGUACAAGAAUGUGGGACUUCUACAGUGUAACUCCACAUUCACCGAGUGUUCCACUAAGAUAGGCGUAGCCUGUGGUGGACAAUGUCCAGGAAACUGUGACGUAACAAAUUCUGGAAUUGUUUAUGGAUUCAAAUCUUAUACACCGAACUCCCCCGUUUGUCUAGCGGGAAGACACAUGGGGGUGGUGGGUCGGCCUGGGGACAUGGUGAUAUGGACCGUGGGGGCGGGAGGGGACACUUUUGAAGGCAGACAGAACAACGGCAUCACCAGUCAGUUUUCCGGCCCACUCGCUGAGAAGGUCACCUUGUACUCCAAGCGCCCACAGAUCGGAGGUCACGUGACAAUAGCGCCCAUAGCACCACUGGGCGGGUAAACAACGCCCCUUAACACACCAUUACAUUUUCUGUAUAUUCAGGUUUUAAAUAAAUGUUACAAAAAUAG
Messenger RNA from Magallana angulata, 2229 nucleotides. RefSeq names its product hemicentin-2-like. The transcript is spliced from 15 exons. Gene Ontology annotation, cellular component: neuron projection. NCBI's taxonomy places the organism in Eukaryota, Metazoa, Mollusca, Bivalvia, Ostreida, Ostreidae. The coding region runs from base 74 to 2161 and encodes 695 amino acids. The record is from RefSeq and is a predicted model, not a curated record.